AUGGAGCUGUGGAAGCAACUGAGGCAAGCUGGACUGGUGCCUCCCGGACUGGGUCCACCCCCCUGGGCCCUGAGGGGGGACUACCCAGUAGAGCGCCCUGGCCAGACCCUCAUGGCCCCAGGGGCGGACACUGGAGGUGCCUGGGAGAGUCUGCUGUGGAUCUGGGAGGAGCUGGGGAACCUGCGCCGAGUGGAUAGCCAGCUGCUGGGCCAGCUGUGCAGCCUGGGGCUAGAGAUGGGGGCUCUGCGGGAGGAAUUGGCCACCAUCCUGGAAGAGGAGGAGGAGAGCAGUGAGGAAGAGAAGCCAGGCGACGAAGAGCCCCCGCGGAAGCUGCGGGAGGAGCACCUGCCUGCCGCCCGUCCAGCCUGGCGCCUCCCUGACUUUGAGAUGACCAUCUGA
Carlito syrichta (Philippine tarsier) is the source of this 399-nucleotide messenger RNA. It is a transcript of the gene ERICH4, whose product is annotated as glutamate rich 4. The coding region runs from base 1 to 399 and encodes 132 amino acids. Lineage: Eukaryota; Metazoa; Chordata; Mammalia; Primates; Tarsiidae. The record is from RefSeq and is a predicted model, not a curated record. The transcript is spliced from 2 exons.